AUGCUUUAUACCCGAGCUACAGGUGGGGUAGGCUCCACUUCGAUGGGAGUGGUGAUGAGAAGAGGUCCUCAGGGGAUGAUGCUGCAGCGUGGGACAGCCAGCGUACCUCUACGACAACAACAAUUAGUCGCUCAUGCUCUCGGUAACACACUUUCCAAUCGAGCAUUUUCAUCAUCGUUACCAAUCCCAUUACAAGCACUCUCGAUAACUCAGCAAACCCGAUUAUAUCCCCAUCCAUCUUUCUCCCGUUCAGUUUCAACUCAGCCUCAACCUCCUGCACCAUCAUCUACACCACCACCACCAUUCUCUGCACCUUCCAACCCUUCCUCUCCCAAGAACAUCCAUGAUCCACCAUUAGGUACACCGCCUCCUCUCCCUCCUACCCCGCUGAACGCUCUUCCACCGAAAGCCACUGAACUGGCCAAAGCGGCAGAGGAGAAAGAAGUGGCCAAGAAGGAAGAGAAGAAGCCGACUGGUCCAUUGCCCGCCAGGAUAUGGGCGGUGGUGAAGAAAGAGGCAGCUCAUUAUUGGGCGGGAACAAAGUUGUUAGGUCAAGAGAUCAAGAUCAGUAGCAAGUUGCAGUGGAAAUUGCUGAAUGGAGGUACAUUGACAAGAAGAGAGAGAAGACAGCUUCGAAGAACGACAACAGAUUUACUUCGUCUCAUACCCUUCUUGCCAUUCGUCCUGGUGCCUUUCAUGGAAUUGUUGUUACCCGUUGCUUUGAAACUAUUCCCCAACAUGUUGCCUUCAACGUUCGAAGGGGAGUUCGCAGCAAGCGAGAAACAGCGAAAGCUGUUACGAGUCAGGAUCGAAAUGGCCAAAUUCUUACAAGAGACCGUAAGAGAAUCAGGGUUGAAAGCGGAUAGUGUAGUGAAGAGUGAAGAAUUCAAAGAGUUCUUCAGGAAGGUUCGAUCGACUGGUGAAACACCUUCUCAAACCGAUGUAGUCAGAGUAGCCAAAUUGUUCCACGAUGAUAUCACUCUGGAUAACCUUUCAAGACCUCAAUUGGUAUCAAUGUGUAGAUAUAUGAACAUCAACGCUUUUGGAACGGAUAACUUCUUGAAACAUCAGAUCAGAAGUAAAUUAGAGAAAGUCAGAGUAGAUGACAUGAUGAUUCACGCAGAAGGUGUCGACUCCCUUUCCACCAAAGAACUUCAAUCGGCCUGUCAAUCUCGAGGAAUCCGGUUCCAAGGUGUAUCCCCAGCUAGACUUCGGGAAGAGUUGGAACAAUGGAUCGAGCUGCACUACACCAAUGGUAUCUCAGGUGUAUUGCUGGUCUUGAGUAGAGCUUUCAACUUUGAACAGAAAGGUGAUAACGUGAUGGAAAGUUUGGUAACUACCCUCAGUAGUCUGCCCGAGAACUUGCUUAACGAAGCGGAACUUAAUGUCUCGGAUGAGGCUACUUACAAGCAGAAACUCGAAGUCUUGCAACAACAACAAGAACUCAUUGAGGAUGAAGCUGAUCAAGAGAAGGAAGAGCAAGAAGCAAGAAAGGAGGAGAAAGAACGAAAAGAAGCUGAAGAAGCUGCCAAACGAGAACAAGAGGAGGCUGCCAAGAAAGCCGCUGCUGAAGCUUCAGGUGAAGCUGAACAGCCUGCUGCCGCCACUACGGAGGAAGUCAAAGAACCACCUAAACCGGAAGAGGAUGCUCGUAUGACCAAAGAACAGCUUGGUGAAUUAGCUGAAGCGUUGAGUAUCUUGACUGCCAAGAGUAGUAUCGUCAAGGAGAGGGAUGAACUCAAAGCGUUAUUGGAGGAUAAUUUGCUAUCUGAGGCUGAAUCGAAAGAAAGACAGGAAGAGAAUUCACCUUCUGUAGCUGUGUCCAAGAGGGUCAGAAAGAUGAUCCAGACUAUCGAUACUCAAUUGGAGAAGUACGACGAGAAAGUUGGAUCUUCUUUGAAUGUCAUUGAAACUUCCCCUCAUGGUCAAAUCGCUUUGGCAGACCUCAAGAAAGCUUUGACUGUGAUCAAACAUAAGCCUUCGGAUGAGAUCAUCGAGGGUUUGGGUAAGAAGUUGGAUGUUGAUCAAGAUGGAUUUGUUGAACUUGACCACGUUAUCGAACUUACGCAGGAUCAUGGUCUGGGAAUCUUACUUGAAGAUGAGGAAGCCAGAAAUAUCCUUGACAAAGGAUCAGAUAUUAGACACAGCAAAGAUGUCAAAGAGCUCAAACCAAAGAGGGAAGAUAUCCUCCAAGAAUAG
Kwoniella mangroviensis CBS 8507 is the source of this 2199-nucleotide messenger RNA. RefSeq lists its product as uncharacterized. Gene Ontology annotation, biological process: intracellular monoatomic cation homeostasis. The record is from RefSeq and is a predicted model, not a curated record. Lineage: Eukaryota; Fungi; Basidiomycota; Tremellomycetes; Tremellales; Cryptococcaceae. The transcript is spliced from 11 exons. Gene Ontology annotation, molecular function: ribosome binding. Bases 1 to 2199 code for a protein of 732 amino acids. Gene Ontology annotation, cellular component: mitochondrial inner membrane.